Messenger RNA from Oncorhynchus gorbuscha (pink salmon), 2238 nucleotides. RefSeq names its product adenylate kinase 5 (gene ak5). The record is from RefSeq and is a predicted model, not a curated record. Gene Ontology annotation, biological process: nucleoside triphosphate biosynthetic process. The coding region runs from base 381 to 2096 and encodes 571 amino acids. Gene Ontology annotation, molecular function: nucleoside diphosphate kinase activity; ATP binding. NCBI's taxonomy places the organism in Eukaryota, Metazoa, Chordata, Actinopteri, Salmoniformes, Salmonidae. Gene Ontology annotation, cellular component: cytoplasm; cytosol. The transcript has 14 exons.
GUCUCGUUCUGUGAAGAUCAGACCAGAGCAGCAGCGGUGCAGACGCAACAGCAGUAGAAGAAGGAGUAGCAUACUAUAAGGAAGGGAACAGACUAGAUAGCCACACAGCUCUCUCUGAAGAAGGUGGCAUUGCCUUCCUUUCUCCUCCUCCUCCUGGAAUCCAGAUAUGAAGUGAAGGUUCAAAAGCUUCUGUCAAACCUCGGGAGUUCGGUUGGUCCAUUCACAGGUAGACUAGUACCAGCAAACCGAUACAGACAACGCGAAAACGUAAAUUUUUGUUGUUUGUUGUUGUUGUUGUUGUUGUUGUUGUUGUUGUACUGAAAGCAUUCGAAAACGGAGUGAUAUCGUCCAGAAUCUCUCUCCCAUCUACAACCGUCGAGAUGAAUACCAACGACGCUAAGGAGUAUCUCACCAGGCGGGAGAUACCUCAACUGUUUGAGAGCCUGUUGACAGGGUUGAUGUACUAUAAACCAGAGGACCCUAUAGACUACUUGGAGGUGUGUCUAAAGAAGGUGAGGGAGCUCGGGGGACCAGACAGGGUCCGGUGGGACACAUUCGUCGGCCAGGAGAAGAAGUCCCUUCCCCCCCUCAACGGAGGACAGUCACGUAGGUCCUUCUUCAGAAACGUGCUCCCAGACAGUCCCAACUUCCCCCUCUACCGGCGCUACGACCGUCUCCCUCCCAUCAGCCAGUUCUCCAUUGAGAGUGAUUCAGACCUGUCAGAGACCGCUGAACUCAUCGAGGAGUACGAGGUGUUCGACCCCUCCAGACCACGACCCAAAGUCAUCCUCAUCAUCGGAGGGCCAGGCAGUGGUAAGGGAACCCAGAGUCUGAAGAUAGCAGCGUGCUAUGGGUUCCAGUAUGUCUCUGUAGGAGAGCUGCUCAGGAAGAAGAUGAUUCACAACGCCACCAGCAACAGGAAGUGGAGUCUCAUCGCCAAGAUUAUCACCAAUGGGGAGCUGGCACCUCAGGAGACCACCAUCACUGAGAUUAAGCAGAAGAUCAUGAAGAUUCCAGACGCUAGCGGGAUCGUGAUUGAUGGGUUCCCUCGAGACAUGGGACAGGCGCUUUCUUUUGAGGACCAGAUCUGUACUCCAGACCUGGUCGUGUUCCUGUCCUGUGCUAAUCACCGCCUGAAGGAGCGCCUGGAGAAGCGAGCAGAGGCGACGGGUCGUCCUGAUGACAACCCCAAUGCAACAGAGCGUCGCCUCACCAACUUCAAACAGAACACCAUCCCCUUGGUCAAAUACUUCCAGGAGAGGGGACUCAUCGUCACGCUGGAUGCAGACCGAGACGAGGAGGAAGUGUUUUGUGACAUCAGCAUGACAGUGGACAACAGGCUGUUUCCCUCCAAACAACCUGUCGCUGGCCCCAGUGAGCUGGAUCUCAGUCUCCUAGGAGACAAUACUAGUCUGGUAGAUGUCCCAUUCAGAAAUGAGGAGCAGGUUGAAGAGGAGGAGGAUGAAAUGGGGUAUGCUGAAGGGACUGCAGAGAGGUAUUCUACAGACAGGAAGAAACCUAAAGUUGUCUUCCUGAUGGGUGGGCCGGGCUCAGGGAAGGCUGUGCAGUGUGAGAGGAUGGAGGAGAGGUUCGGGCUGCGUCGUCUGUCUCCUGGUGACAUCCUUUGUUCUGAACUACAGUCUCAUAGUGAGAGAGGACGUUACCUAAAAGACCUGCUGGAGAGGGGGGAGAUUCUACCUGAGGACACGAUGCUGGAGCUGCUAUGUGAGUGUGUGACGUUAUCUCUGCGGCACGGGAGGGGCGUACUCGUUACCAACUUCCCCCGAGACCUACGACAAGCUCUGGAGUAUGAAGCUAAGAUGGGGGAGCCCAGUGCUGUGGUGCUGUUGGACUGUUCCCCUGACACUAUGUUCUCCAGGCUACAGUGUCCUGUCCUGUCCCGCUCCGCCCCCCAAACCACAGGCAGCCACCAAGAGAGAGACAGACACAACAGCAGGAGGGUAGAGGGAUUCAACAGCAACUGCCAACCUGUGACAUCACACUACCAACCCAAGAGGCUCCUACACAAGAUUGAUGCCGAGAGGUCUCCUGAAGAGGUGUUUGCUCAGAUCUGUCAGGCCAUGGACUCCUGCUAGAGGAACACACGCAUCUCUACAUCAUCACUACCACCGCCCCAGAGGUCUAUCUACUACCACCACCCCAGAGGUCUAACUACUACCACCACCCCAGAGGUCUAUCUACUACCACCACCCCAGAGGUCUAACUACUACCACCACC